Molecule: messenger RNA, 2950 nt
Organism: Drosophila takahashii
Lineage: Eukaryota; Metazoa; Arthropoda; Insecta; Diptera; Drosophilidae
Product: aminopeptidase N
Biological process (GO): peptide catabolic process; proteolysis
Cellular component (GO): cytoplasm
Molecular function (GO): metalloaminopeptidase activity; zinc ion binding; peptide binding
Source: RefSeq, a predicted model, not a curated record
CGCGUUUUCGCCAUGGUUCGCGUUCAGAUCGGGGGCAUGUCCCUACUUGUGGUGCUCCUGCUGGCCAUUUCCGCCACCCAGGCGGCGGUGGUGCGCUCUUUCCCGCCCUUCGAGCAGCUGCAGAGCCUGGAGAAUCCCAACCAGCGCGCAGUGGUGCCCUUCGCCGACGAGGAUAACUACCGCCUGCCCAACGAGACGAUCCCCAGCCACUAUGCCGUGUCCUUGAGCACCAAUGUGCACACCGGCGACACUGUUUUCAAUGGCACCGUUGCGAUCACCCUAAGCGUUGUCGAGGCAACCACCAAAAUUGUGGUUCAUGCCCGCCAACUGGAGAACUAUACGGCCAGCAUUAUCCAGCAGGGAGUGACGGAAGCCGUGGCCCAGGAACUGACCUUCGAAUACGAGGCGGAGCGCGAGUUCCUCACCUUCAGCAAGACAGGACUCACUUUCGCCGAAGGCACCACGUGGAUCCUGACGAUCAACUAUCAGGGACACCUGCGCACGGACAACGGAGGCUUCUACCUGUCCACCUUCACGGACGAGGAGGGCAACACCAAGUACCUGGCCACCACCCAGUUCGAGAGCACCGACGCCCGCCACGCCUUCCCCUGCUACGAUGAACCCUCGAAGAGGGCCGAGUUCACCAUCACCAUCAAGCACGAUCCCAGCUACAAUGCUAUCAGCAACAUGCCCGUGAAUGAGGCUGCCUCCAGCUCUGGAGUUACCGCCUUCCAGAAGACCGUGAACAUGCCCUCCUACCUGGUGGCCUUCAUCGUCUCCGAGUUUGUCUUCUCGGAGGGUGAGCUGAAUGGCCUGCCGCAGCGCGUCUUCUCCCGCAAGGGAACCGAGAACGACCAGGAGUGGGCCCUGACCACCGGAAUGCUGGUGGAGAAGCGCCUGUCGGGCUACUUUGACGUUCCCUUCGCCCUGCCCAAGCUGGAUCAGGCUGGCAUUCCCGACUUUGCCGCCGGCGCCAUGGAGAACUGGGGCCUGGCCACCUACCGCGAGGAGUACCUGCUGUACAACCCGGUGAACUCGACCAUCAGCACCCAGACCAACAUUGCCACCAUCGAGGCGCACGAGGAUGCGCACAUGUGGUUCGGAGAUCUGGUGGCCAUCGAAUGGUGGAGCUAUCUGUGGCUCAAGGAGGGUUUCGCCACCCUGUUCGAGAAUCUGGCUGUGGAUCUGGCCUAUCCCGAGUGGGACAUUUUCCAGACCUUCCAUGCCGGUUCCUACCAGAGUGCUCUGGUCUAUGAUGCCAGCGCCACUGCUCGGCCCAUGAGCUACUUCGUCCAGAAGCCCUCGGAGAUUGCCCUGCUGUACGACUCCGUUUCGUAUGCCAAGGCCGGUUCUGUUUUGGACAUGUGGCGCCACGCCCUGACCAACACCGUCUUCCAGCGUGGUCUGCACAACUACCUGACCGACAACCAAUUCACUGCUGCCAAUCCCACCAAGCUGUUCGAGGCCAUUGCCAAGGCCGCCGUUGAGGAGAACUACGCCGUGCCCGCCACCGUGGCCAACAUGAUGGGCAGCUGGACCAACCAGGGCGGAGUUCCCCUGUUGACCGUGACCCGUAACUACGAUAACGGCAGCUUCACCGUCAAGCAGUCGGUGUACACCAAUGACAAGGACUACACCAGCGACAAGUUGUGGUACGUGCCGAUCAACUAUGCCGAUCACUCGAAUCCCGAUUUCCGCAACACCGAGGCCACCCACUAUCUGCUCAACCAGUCGGAGAUCACCAUCGAUGCGGGUUUGGACCAGAGCAACUGGCUGAUUCUGAACAAGAAGUCCACCGGCUACUUCCGCAUUCUCUACGACGCCGCCAACUGGCAGCUGAUCACCAAUGGCCUGCUCGUCCGUCCGCACAAGAUCGAUCCCCGGAACCGAGCCCAGUUGAUCAACGAUCUGUACCGCUUCGCCACCAGCGGACGUGUGCCCCAUGCCACUCUGCUGGAGCUGCUGACCUACCUGCCCCAGGAGGAUCAGUACUCCCCCUGGUCGGCGGCCAACACCGUGAUCACCCUGUUCAAUCGCUACCUGAGCGGCGAUGCCGACUACGCCAACUUCCAGUUCUACGUGAGGGAAUUGGUGAGCCUGCAGUACGACAAGUUCGGUGUGAACGAUCUGAACGGCGAGCAGCAUCUGGUGAAGUUCACCCGCAACCUGCUGGUCAACAUUGCCUGCCUGGCGGGUGUGGAGAACUGCCUGACGGAGACCAAGGCCAAGCUGACCGCUAUGGUGGAGGAGGGCACCGUGAUCGAGCCCAAUCUGCAGUCGCAGGUUUACUGCAAUGGCCUGAAGCAGGCCGACGACAAGAUCUUUGACUUUGUCUACGACAAGCUGAUGAGCUCCACCGACCAGGCCGAGCGUCGUCUGCUGAUCUCUGCGCUUGGAUGCUCCCAGAGCUCCUCGCAGCUGGAGAAGUUCGUGUCCAGCAGCAUCGAUGACAGCAACGGCCUGAGGGUCCAGGAGAGGAUCACCCUGCUGAGCCCGGCCUAUUCGCGUGGCGAGAUCGGUCUGCUGGCCGCCGUCGAGUUCCUGCAGAACAACUGGGAGCAGUACGCCCAGCUGAACACCGGUUUCGGCGGAGUCAAUCCCCUGUACAGCGACAUCGUCGGCAUUUCCGCCUACACGGUCAACGACAAGCAGAAGGAGGCGCUGCAGAAGCUGGUGGACACCGUCAAGGGAUCCGAGUACGUGCCCACCACGCUGCAGGCUAGCGUGGAUGCCAAUGUGAAUGCCAACUACGCCUGGCUGACCACCAACAGGGAGCCUCUGAUGUCCUGGGUGAACGGCUUCCGCAGCGGCAGCUCCGCCCUGAACGCCUCCCUCUUGGCCAUCCUCGCCUGCCUCCUGGCCGCCAAGCUGUUCUAAGUUAGAUCCUAAGAUCCUAAGUUAGUCAUAGAUUUGCACUUGUGCCGCAAUAAAUUCCAUUAAUUCCCUAAAA